CCCGCGCCCGCGGGCGGGCGAGGCUGGCGGCUGCAGCAUGCGCGAGCAGGCCUGGAGCACACACUCCUGAGAGGCAGCAGAGCUCGGGGACUCCAGGUCCCUGAGAUCCCAGUCCGCACAGAAGGCUCAUGGAGCCUGGGGCACGCGGGGCCCUCCUCUCAAGGGCUAGCAGGUUCCCUCUGGACCUGUAGGGCACCACCCCAGUCUAGCCACCAUGGCGCAUGGCUUCCCAGUGGGCUUCGACCCAGUGGGCCUCAGAGACCUAAGCUCUGGCUCUCUGAGCUCCCUGUCCUCCCGAGGCCACCUGGGCAGCGAGUCAGGCUCUGCAACCCGAUACCUGCUGAGAAAGCAACGGCGGCUGCUGAAUGGGCCCCUCCGCGGAAUCCGAGCCUCAUCGCCCAUGGGCCGUGUCAUCCUCAUCAACUCCCCCAUCGAAGCCAACAGUGAUGAAAGUGACAUCAUCCAUGCAGUUCGAGUGGAGAAGAGUCCAGCUGGGAGGCUGGGGUUCAGUGUGCGGGGCGGCUCUGAGCACGGCCUGGGCAUCUUCGUCAGCAAAGUGGAGAAGGGGAGCAGUGCAGAGCGGGCUGGUCUGUGCGUGGGUGACAAGAUCACUGAGGUGAAUGGGCUGAGCCUGGAGAGCACCACGAUGGGCAGUGCUGUGAAGGUGCUGACGGGCAGCAGCUGCCUGCACAUGAUGGUGAGGCGCAUGGGCCGCGUACCAGGCAUCAAGUUCUCCAAGGAGAAGACCACAUGGGUGGAUGUGGUCAAUCGGCGGCUGGUGGUGGAAAAGUGCAGCUCAACGCCCUCUGACAGUGGCUCAGAGGACGGCGCACGGCGCAUCGUCCAUCUCUACACAACCUCUGACGACUUCUGCCUGGGCUUCAACAUCCGCGGGGGCAAGGAGUUUGGCCUGGGCAUCUAUGUGUCCAAAGUGGACCAUGGUGGACUGGCCGAGGAGAACGGCAUCAAGGUGGGGGACCAGGUCCUGGCGGCCAAUGGUGUCAGGUUCGACGGCAUCAGCCACAGCCAAGCCGUGGAGGUGCUGAAGGGCCAAACACACAUCAUGUUGACCAUCAAGGAGACCGGCCGGUACCCUGCCUACAAGGAGAUGGUUUCUGAAUACUGUUGGCUGGACCGAUUGAGCACCGGGGUGCUGCAGCAGCUGUCGCCCGCCUCGGAGAGCAGCUCCAGCGCCUCCUCGUUCGCCUCCAGUGCCCCCUGCAGUUCGGCCGAUGGCUGGAGCUCCCUGCCCUCGGACUGCAUGGAUGUCUGCCUGGGGCCUGAGGAGCCGGGAAGCUGGGGCCCAGGCCGGGGGCGGGCAGACACGGCCAUGCAGACGGAGCCAGACGCGGGGGGCCACGUGGAGACCUGGUGUAGCGUGCGGCCCACAGUCAUCCUCAGGGACACGGCCAUCCGCUCCGACGGCCCCCUGCCUGCCCACCGCCUUGACUCUGCGCUCUCUGAGUCCCCCAAAACUGCUCUGCUCCUGGCCCUCAGCCGACCCCGGCCCCCCAUCACCCGCUCCCAGAGCCACCUGACCUUGUGGGAGGAGAAGAAACAGCGGAGGAAGGAGAAGUCGGGGUCCCCUGGGGAGAAGGGGGCCCUGCAGCGCUCCAAGACCCUGAUGAACCUCUUCUUCAAGGGAGGGCGGCAGGGGCGGCUGGCAGGGGACGGGCGCAGAGAGGCAUGGACGCUGGACAGUGGGAGCACGGCCAAGCCCCGCCCCCACCCGGACCUGGAGAAAGCAGGGGGAGUGGGCUCCGUGCAGAAGUUUGUCACCUGGAGGCUGAGACGUGACCGGGAGAGGGGCCGGGCUCUGCUCUCUGCCAGGUCCAGGAGCCCCUCCAGCCAGCUGCCCGACGUGGAUGAGCGGGUGCAGGCCUGGGAGAGCCGAAGGCCCCUGAUUCAGGACCUGGCCCGGCGGCUGCUGACUGACGACGAGGUGCUGGCUGUCACCCGCCACUGUUCCCGGUACGUGCAUGAGGGCGGCGUGGAGGACCUGGUGAGGCCGCUGCUGGCCAUUCUGGACAGGCCUGCGAAGCUGCUGCUGCUGAGGGACAUCAGGGGUGUGGUGGCCCCCACAGAUCUGGGUCGCUUCGACAGCAUGGUGAUGCCUGUGGAGCUGGAGGCUUUUGAGGCCCUCAAGAGCCAGGCAGUUUGGCCUCCUGCCUUGCGACCAGCCCGGCAGGACACACCGCCCAAGCGUCACCUCAUCACUCCUGUGCCUGACAGUCGUGGAGGCUUCUACCUACUUCCUGUGAACGGCUUCUCAGAGGAGGAAGAUGAUGGGGAGCUGAGGGGGCGUCUGGGGGGCCUCCAGGUCUCCCUGGGUGCCUCUGCCUCCCGCCACCCUCAUAAAGGGAUCCCCCCUCUCCAGGAUGUGCCAGUAGAUGCCUUCAUCUCACGCAGAAGCGCCUGCACACCCCCUCCCCAGCCACCGCCCGUGGCUCCCCGGCCCCCGAGGCCUAACUGGCUGCUGACAGAACCCUUGACCCUAGAGGAUCCUCGGCAGAGCCGGAGCCAGGGCCCAGGCCAGAGCCGCAGCCACAGCCGGGGCAGAGGCAAGUCCCCCGGACGCAGGCGUUCCCCAUCCCCGGCACCUAUCGCCACUCCCAGCACAGCCAGUGGGCGCUACCACAAGCCUCGGAAGGCCAGGCCUCCUCUGCCACGACCUAUGGAUGGGCAGGUGGCCAAGGCAGGAGGCAGUCGAGGGCCCUCUGAGAACGGAACUGGUGGGACAGCCGAGGAGGCAGCCACGAAGGUCCCCAGUGGGGAGCUGAGGACCGUCACGCUAUCCAAGAUGAAGCAGUCCUUGGGCAUCAGCAUUUCUGGGGGCAUUGAGUCCAAGGUGCAGCCCAUGGUGAAGAUAGAAAAGAUCUUCCCUGGGGGCGCCGCCUUCCUCAGUGGGGCCCUUCAGGCUGGCUUUGAGCUUGUGGCCGUGGAUGGAGAGAGCCUGGAGCAGGUGACCCACCAGCGGGCAGUAGACACCAUCCGCCGGGCUUAUCGAAACAAGGCUCGGGAGCCCAUGGAGCUUGUGGUCAGGGUCCCCAGGCCCGACCCACUGCCCUUACCCUCCGACUCAUCAGCCCUCAUUGAACAGCAGCUUCCUGGUGACCAUUCCCCUGCCCGCUGACCCCUUGAUGGUACUCCAGCUACCUCCCACUGGCUCCCAGAACCUCCCAUUAAUGCCCUUUCCACCCAUACCCAGACCCCUCCCGCUGAUGCCAGGCUUCUCCAGCUGACCCCCAGCCCAGUACCCUCUCCAGUCUUCCAGCCUCCUGAUACUAAUCCCAGACUCUCCCCGGCUAUCCCGUAACUCUUCCCACUGACCCCAGAGAAUCCUCCUGCCAUCCCCUGGACCUCACCUACUAACCUCUUCAGGCCUCAAGAACCUCCCACUCCUGCUUGCCUUGCCUACUCCCAAAGCUCCACACUGGUGGCUCAGGUCCUCUCCCCCCACAUUCUCCCUCCCGUUGUCACUAAGGCUCUGCCCAUUCCAGAUAAACUUGGUGUCAAGGACAAGGUGCUACUGGGCAGCUCUGUCACCAGCUCACUACCCCCAACCGCCCAAGACAGGAAGGGGGUUGGGAAACCCCAGGUCUGGAGCUUAGGAUUGGUGUGCACUUUCUCAUGAUUCCCCCAGUGAGGGACAGGCACUCUCAGAUAGGGCCCUCAAGGGGGUCACUGCAUCCAGCCCCCAGCCCCAAGCAGUGUUCUGUGCAAGGGGCAGGAUGGGAGUCUUUUCUAGUUUCUCAAACCCCAAGAGC
Molecule: messenger RNA, 3767 nt
Organism: Balaenoptera musculus (blue whale)
Lineage: Eukaryota; Metazoa; Chordata; Mammalia; Artiodactyla; Balaenopteridae
Gene: PDZD7
Product: PDZ domain containing 7
Exons: 17
Coding region: 215-3133 (972 amino acids)
Biological process (GO): sensory perception of sound; auditory receptor cell stereocilium organization
Cellular component (GO): stereocilia ankle link complex; cilium; stereocilium tip
Molecular function (GO): protein binding
Source: RefSeq, a predicted model, not a curated record